CCCAAAAGAUACCCUAGUUUCCUCGCUCUUUGCCUUCUCCUCCCUCAGUUGCAGAAGAAAUAAAGGAAAUCUUUUUCCUUCACGGCGGAGCCUCCGCCAGAGAAAUUCCAGCUUAAAGUUAUCGCCUUCAGUUCUUAGUUGGAUUGCAUAGGAAAAAACCAGGGCUAAUAUGGCGAAGCGGGAGCUUUCCAGCACUCUCAGGAACUUAAAGUUUAUGCAAAGAGCAACUCAGAGAGAGGUGAAGAAAGAAGAAGAUGCCAAACCUGCUGCAGAUUUUGCUUUCCCUGCCCGUCAAAUAAGAAAGUGUGUGGUCAUAGUGGAAGGUGACCCUCAACCUGAAGCCAUUAGGGGGCGGAUGUCAUUUCAAAGCUUCAAUCCAUCGAUUGAUAAACUGAAUCAAGUAUCGGAAAACCCUGGUCAGCCUGCUGCCCCUGCCGCAUCUUCUGGCGUUCAAAGUGAAAAAGUGUCAUUUAGAGAAAAUGGGUCCUCAAUGGAUGAAGCAGAGUGCUCAAAUACUAAUAAGUCAAACAGUAAGACUAAUGGAGACCAUAAAAGAAAACAGUCUGAAGCGGUUUCUGGGAAACAACAUCCGAACAAGUCGCCCAAACUUAAUAAAGGUGAUCAGCAGCCGUCACCAAAUACAAGUAAAGGUUCCUUCAGGAAACCAACGGGUAACAACCUGAACUGGAACGUUCUUAGACCAUCAAAGGGUCAAAACAAAAGAGGUUGAGCAUUAACUAGGUGAUUCACUUAUAGUUGUGUGUACUUAAUUUUUGAAUUGCUUUCAGGCCCUAUCAUUUGAAUCUGUAAUCCUGUUGUCAAAUAUUUAAUGCUUGGUUCUCAUAAUUCAAAUUUGUUAGAUUUUAAGAUGAUCUGGUUUCUCUAUUUUUAGUAUAAUAACGAGUUCUAGCUCCAA
Molecule: messenger RNA, 916 nt
Organism: Pyrus x bretschneideri (Chinese white pear)
Lineage: Eukaryota; Viridiplantae; Streptophyta; Magnoliopsida; Rosales; Rosaceae
Exons: 5
Coding region: 170-730 (186 amino acids)
Biological process (GO): maturation of 5.8S rRNA
Source: RefSeq, a predicted model, not a curated record